Cavia porcellus (domestic guinea pig) is the source of this 2181-nucleotide messenger RNA. Its product is annotated as acidic proline-rich protein PRP25-like. The record is from RefSeq and is a predicted model, not a curated record. NCBI's taxonomy places the organism in Eukaryota, Metazoa, Chordata, Mammalia, Rodentia, Caviidae. The transcript has a single exon. The coding region runs from base 1557 to 2165 and encodes 202 amino acids.
UCCCGGCCUUGGCCCCGUGGCCAACAGCAGCUCCCGUGGCUCCUGCCCAGAGAAGGACAUGGACAACGCCAAGGUGAACCUGGAGCCCGUGCCUUGGCCCCCGCUGCUCCAUGGGUCCUCGGUUUCCCUCUGUUCUCCAGCUGGCCUGGGCGUGGCGACCCCGCUGGCUAGGUCACCAUCUGACUGGGGCCUUCACUAAGGCUGGGGCCACGUGCUGAGUGCUGGAGCACAGCACACCUCAUGCCCCUGCCUUGAGUGUUUGGUUUGGUACUUAUUUUGAGUCAAGGUUUCCUUAUGCAGCUCAAGCUGGACUUGACCUCACAGUACCCAGAGCCCACCUGCAGUUCCCUAGCAGUCCUCCCCCCUCAGCCUCCCGAGUGCGGGAUGACCGGUGUGCAUCGCCACACUCGCGUGCGCUUGAUUUUUGGGAGCAGCUGUUGGGGUCCUCAGGCUCUGUGCUAGGCAGACCCCUUGCAAUGAUCCGGAUGAGGUGGGCGUGGGCUCUUGUGGGAGUGGGAAGCCGGUUCCAGGGCCCCCUGAAUCCGACCCCGGGUGGCCCAGGCUGCUGUGCCUCCUGGGUCCUGAGGCUGCUGCCUUGGCAGCCUUCGCACCGCAUGGGGCCACCUGCAAUGGUCAGAGCUCCAUGGACUGCCUUCCAAGCAGCCCAGGCCCAGGCGCCUCCGCCAGCCCCUCCCUGUGCAGUGUCAACUGGCCGAGGCAGCUUCCUGUUCUCCCCAGAUACCCCGGGACCCUGGGAGCCCUUGUGUCGCCCCUGUCGUGCCCAGGACAAUGCUCAGGCUGGCUGAGUACAGUGAGCUGGCGCAGCGCCCCGCUGGCACCUCUGGAGCUCAUCUCCACACGCGAGUGGGGACAGCAUGGUGACCAUGCUCGCUGCGUGGUGUGCUACUCACGAGGGCCUAGCAGGGUCUGGGGAUCCCUUGACUCCUCUCGGGAUGGGCACCCGGUGCCACUGCCGAGCUCGAAACUGGGCCUGCUUCUGUUCGCAGGUGAGCAUGGCAGUGAAGGGGCCCCCAGCCCAUCCAGGUCCCCCAUUCCUGGGAGGCCCCAUGCCGCCCCACAUGGGCUAUGGGUCGCCGCCGCCAUCACCGCUCUGCAGGCCCUUCGGGCCUCGGCCAAUGUCUCCUAGGCAACCGCCACCAUUCGGUACAGUAGGACACUUGGGCCGGCACCACCGCCUACCCUGUCCUCUCUCCUCUCCUGUCCUGAUUGGCAGCUGCAGCCCGCCUGACUCGAAGCACGAAGCCCAGCACUCUGAGCCCAGUGCAGCCUCCACAGCUGCUUGGACCAGAAGGGCCUUUUCUGCAGAGCCGAAGCCAGUCUCAGCGGGGUGGUCACCUGGGAUGCCACAGGCCGCCGGCAGUGGGAGAAGGGAGGGUCAGGCUGUGGUUGAGCCUUACUGAGCCUCAGUUUUCCUUAUCUGUGAAGUCCAGUGCAUCACUCCACUUCCUGGCGCAGGGGAAGGGAAAGCCUUUCAGCAGACCUGGGCUGCUCCUCAGGACGUGUCCGCAUGUCCCUCUUGCUUUCCAGUCGCACGCAUGGGCCCACCACUGGGCUUAAGAGACUAUGCGCCCGGCAUGCUGCCCGGACGCCCCGACCUGCCUCUACAUCCCAGCGAGUUCUUGCCGGGACCUGUGCCAUUCAGGCCUCCAGGCCCGCUCGGUGCCCAAGCGUAUUUCAUUUCGGAUCCGCGAAUGCCACCACCACCGGCUGGACUCCAAGACUACCGACCACCGCCUGCCGGGCCCCAGGACAACCCACCGCUGCCUCCCGGGCCCCAGAACAACCCACCGAUGCCUGCCAGGCCCCAUGACUAUGCACUGCCGCCUGCCAGGCCCCAAGACUAUCCUCCGCUGUAUGGAGGCCCCAGGACUACCCUCCGCCGUCUGCCAGGCCCCAUGACUAUGCACCGCCACCUGCCAGGCCCCAGGAAGACCCAGCACCAUGUUCCGGGCCCCAGGAAUACCCACCGCUGCCUGCCAGGCCCCAUGACUACAAACUGCCGCCUGCCAGGCCCCAGGACUACCCAGCACCAAGUUCCGGGCCCCAGGAAUACCCACCGCCGCCUGCCAGGCCCCAUGACUACGCACCGCCGCCUGCCGGGCCCCAGGACUAGCCCCCCCCCCCCCGCCUGCCAGGUCCCAUGACCACCCAUCACCACGU